Messenger RNA from Alternaria atra, 1158 nucleotides. RefSeq lists its product as uncharacterized. The transcript has a single exon. Bases 1 to 1158 code for a protein of 385 amino acids. Gene Ontology annotation, biological process: positive regulation of transcription from RNA polymerase II promoter by glucose. Gene Ontology annotation, molecular function: sequence-specific DNA binding. Gene Ontology annotation, cellular component: nucleus. Lineage: Eukaryota; Fungi; Ascomycota; Dothideomycetes; Pleosporales; Pleosporaceae. The record is from RefSeq and is a predicted model, not a curated record.
AUGGCUGCUUCCGCCCAGAAGCCGAUGUCCAACAUUGCCAUGGCCUUUGGGCGUCAGGACAGUGGCCAUGCUGCUUCGACUGGUACCCUCCCUACUCCGCCAAGUUCCAUCUCUCCCACCCUUCCUGCGCACAAGCGACGCCCCAUGCCUGUAGCCGGGCGACUUCACACACCAGAAGAGGAGUCUAUGGAUAUAGAUCUCCAGGAUGCGGUAGAACAUGCGGCAGCGCAGGACCAACCUUCCGCGCUCUCCAAGGAGGCGCUCGCAGGUUUGGAUGCGACGCGCCAGAUCACGGCGCUCAUGCUGGCCAAGCAUCACCUGCCAGACAUCAUCGAGGGCCACGGCGCGAUGCCCAUCCGCGAAAUGAUGGCGCAUCUGACGCACGCGGUGCCUGGCUUCUCUGGUCUACCCCCUGCGAAGGCCCGUAGGCUAGUCGUUGCUGCGCUGGAACAUCGCGCUGGCGGCGGCCUGCAUGGCGAGGUCAAGUUCGAGAAGGUCGGCUGGGGGCGUUGGAGUGUCGCUGGCUCUGGCUCUCAGGCCGCGGGAAUGCCCAUCGGCGGUAAACGCUCUGGAAAUGGGCGGACGCCACCGGACAGUGUUGAUAGCAUCGGCGGCAGCCUCCAAAUUUCCAAGCUGCGACAAGAGCGCGACGUCUACUCAGGCAGCUGGAACGCUGGCUCGUGGUCGCCGCACCGACAGGGCGAAGACGAAGAGAUGGCUGACCAGAUGUCGCUGGACGACUCCGAAGGCAGCACCGAGUCUGACUCGGCUUCGGACAUGGAUUUGGAAGAAGAAUUAAAUGACGACACUGAUCAAGAAGACUGGGCGACAAUGGGGCCCGAAGCUCUUCGCGAGACCCGCCGCGGUCCGCGCCGAGAACACCGCGACUACAACUAUCUAAGCCGAACACAGACGAGCAACCCGCGCUAUCGGAGCAUAUCCGCUCAGGCCCACUCUCUGCCUCAGCCCCAUCACGGACGCACUGCGACGCCCACGUACAAACCUUUCCUUACUGUUCCUCAUGCAUCCCACGGUAAUCACGUCGUGAACGCGGGCUCUCCUUUGACUUCUUCCGUUUUCAAUGCAUCGGCUGGUGUAGCCGGAUCUGGCGCUGAGCGCGACGCUAUUGAGGCACUCAUUGCUAUGGGCUCCAUGUAG